AUGCUCAGGAUGGUGCUCUGCGCAACGCUGCUCGUGCGGCGCGGCGCAGGCGUGGCGAUGCGAACGGUCGCGUCCCAAGCCAAGCGCAAGAACGCGCCGGCCCAGGCGCAGGGCGUCUUCGAGACACUGAACCGCGAGGCGCGGCCGACGGUGCGGCUGCUCGACCUGACGGAGGGCGAGCCCGUGCCGUACGCCCGGUGCACGGACCUCCAGACGCGGCUGGUCGACGAGUGCAUCGACGGCGCGCGGGACGCGCUGGUCCUCGUGGAGCACCCCCACGUCUACACGCUGGGGCGCGGGGCGACGCACGAGCACGUGUUGUUCGACGCCGAGGCCCCGGGCGCGCCCGAGCUGCACCGGGCCGAGCGCGGCGGCGACGUGACGUACCAUGGGCCCGGACAACUGGUCGCCUACCCGAUCCUCAACCUGCACAACUACAAGCGCGACUCGCACUGGUACCUGCGGGCGCUCGAGGAAGUUGUGGUCAGGGCGUGCGACAAGAUCGGCGCGUCGGGCGCGGGCCGCGCGCCGAAGCACACGGGCGUCUGGCUGGCGGGCCACAAGGUCGCCGCCGCGGGGGUCGCGAUGCGCAAGUGGGUGACGUACCACGGCAUCUCGCUGAACUACGCCGUCGAGAUGGAGCGCUACGGGGCCAUCGUGCCCUGCGGCCUCGAUCCCGUGAUCGAGCCCGUGGGCAGCCUCGACCGGCACCUCGGCCGCGCCGUGGACCUGCGCGGCGAGCUCGUGCCCGCGGUGGUGGAGGCCUUCGCGGACGUGUUCGAGUGCGAGCUGCAGCGGCGGGAGCCUCCGGAAGGAGUGUUGUAAGUCUAGACCACCAUGACGUGUUUUUAUGCGAUGGGGGAGCGAUGGGGUUCGACGUGCAAGUGACGCGCCGUGGAGGCGCGCCCGCAAGCAAUGAAGGGGCAGUUGUUGGGGGAACGGCAUGGUUGGGGGUCAGCUUCACGACGACGUCACGGUGGACGUGUCAGAGCUCUUUGGGGGCUUCUUCUUCUGCGACUUAGCUUUUUCGCGUUCUUCCUUCGCGGCGGCCACUUCGUCCUCCAUCUGUUUCGAGCGCUCCUUCUCAUAUUUGAUAGCGAGUUGGGCGAUGGACGCAAUCUCGUACUCGAGCUGUUUUUCGGUGCGCGUCACGAGUUCUUCCUUCCAGUUGGGCUGGCGAUGCUGGAUGAUGAGACGGCCGUUUCAAAAAAUCUACGACGACGGCAACGCGUACAAGUGCUUCCCGAACGCGACGCGCGCCGCCUGCGACACGCUCAACGGCACGGACAUCGCGGGCCGCUGGUGCGUCCUCAACGGCACCUACACGCUGAUCGGUCCCCUCUGCGAUCCCGACGUGACGGAGUGCGACGAGAUACGCCAGCGCCUCAAGCAGACCUGCGAAAAACCCUACCAGUUCGACGUCGCCGAAGGGGUAUACACAGGCCUCGACGGGACGGACGUCGCCAACGGCACCUUUUGCAUCGUCGAAGGGACGCGGGCCGUCGUCGAACUUUAUGCUUACGGCGCCCCCUGUCCAGGUGUCACAAUCCGCACCGAUGGAUCCAAUGCUGUCUGCAUCGUGAACCUGUCCCCGGACGAUCCGGUGGAGUCGAACGCGGCGACGGGAUCCGUCCCGCGCGCACUCCUCGUCCUUCUCCUCCCCGGGCUGUUGGCCCUCGGCUUGUUGUAG
This is a messenger RNA of Pelagomonas calceolata, 1690 nucleotides long. NCBI's taxonomy places the organism in Eukaryota, Pelagophyceae, Pelagomonadales, Pelagomonadaceae. The record is from the annotation of a GenBank genome assembly.